This is a messenger RNA of Aethina tumida (small hive beetle), 1954 nucleotides long. RefSeq names its product putative ammonium transporter 2. Gene Ontology annotation, biological process: ammonium transmembrane transport; ammonium homeostasis. The coding region runs from base 290 to 1906 and encodes 538 amino acids. Gene Ontology annotation, cellular component: membrane. Gene Ontology annotation, molecular function: ammonium channel activity. NCBI's taxonomy places the organism in Eukaryota, Metazoa, Arthropoda, Insecta, Coleoptera, Nitidulidae. The transcript has 11 exons. The record is from RefSeq and is a predicted model, not a curated record.
UAAAAACUAUAAUUAUUCUAAUAAUUUCAUUUGGUAAUAAGAAACCCUUGUCAACCCUAAUAAAAAAUAAACAAGAUCCCUGAUUAAAAAUGUACUACGAAAACUAUAAACCUGUCCUCGAUUUGUAUAAUUCACUAUGCGUGUCCAACAUAACUAUUCGAACGCCUUACAAAUGCAAUAUUAAGAUGUUUAUCAGAUUAGUAAUUUGAGCAAAUCACGAAAGUUUUAUUGACAUGUUUAUAUGAUUUUAAAUCGUGUUUGAAAACAGUGACAAUCUGUGAUAACCGUGAUGGACGAGGGUUCGUUAAACAAUACCAGAAACGAAACCAUUUCCAUACCAUGGCUCUACGAUAUAAACAAAGAGGAUGCCAAUUGGAUAAUCACUUGUUCUUUUAUGAUUUUUACUAUGCAAACUGGUUUUGGCAUGCUAGAAUCGGGUUGUGUAUCCAUAAAAAAUGAAGUCAAUAUAAUGAUGAAAAACGUGGUAGACAUCGUAUUGGGAGGACUGACGUAUUGGAUUUUCGGAUUUAGCAUGUCGUUCGGCAGAAGUCCUGGAACGAAUGGUUUCAUAGGUGUGGGCGAUUAUUUUGUAGAUCCGUCCCCUGACGACCCUCUGAAGGGUCCAACCUAUACAGCGUUCAUAUUUCAACUGUCCUUCGCCACAACUUCCACCACCAUCGUUAGUGGUGCAAUGGCGGAAAGAUGCAACUUUAAAGCUUACUGCCUAUUCAGUUUCUUGAAUACCGCUAUUUAUUGCAUACCAGCGGGCUGGAUGUGGGGAGAUCAUGGCUUCUUGAAACGAAUGGGUGCUGUAGACAUUGCUGGUUCAGGGGCCGUCCACCUGAUAGGUGGAAGCGCCGCCUUUGCUAGUGCUUUAAUGUUGGGACCUAGGAUAGGACGUUACGAUCAUGGCAUUGCACCGUUGCCUCUGGGAAAUCCAGUGAAUGCGGUUAUGGGCCUUUUUGUACUUUGGUGGGGGUGGUUAUCGUUUAAUUCGGGCAGUACAUAUGGCUUAAGUGGCGAUCAAUGGCAUUAUGCCGCCAGAGCAGCGGUAAUGACUAUGUUAUCUACAUUUGGAGGUGGUACAGUUAGUAUAUUUUUUACAAUGAUUAAAUCCAAGGGCAAAAUCGACUCGAUCGAUAUAAUUAAUGGAAUUCUUGGUGCACUAGUAGCUAUUACUGCUGGCUGCUUUUUAUAUCAAGCCUGGGAAGCUUUGCUUGUGGGAACAAUUGGUGCAUUGCUGGUGUGCUUUUCCAUGCCUCUAAUUGAUAUGAUGGGAAUUGAUGAUCCAGUGGGGGCGAGUGCUGUGCAUGGAAUUGGCGGAAUUUGGGGAGUCUUAGCCGUGGGCAUUUUUGCUGAUAAUCCACAUCCCUUAGGAACCACUAGUGGAAGAAAGGGCCUCAUUAAAGGUGGAGGUUGGUACCUAUUGGGUGUGCAGACUUUGGCUGCAGUCUGUUUGAUUACAUGGGGACUUCUUAGCACGAUUACAUUACUCUGGUCCAUUAACAAAAUCGUAACAAUCAGAAUGGGUGUACAUGAAGAGCUUCUUGGUGCCGAUUUAACUGAGCACUUGGUCAAGCACGGGAAUGUCGGAGUGUCUAGAGCUCUGUCAGCUUUAAGGCCGGUGCUAGAUACUAGCACUGUUGAAAAAUUGCAAAACGUGGGUCAAAAUCCUGAACACAGCAGAUAUUUGACGCUGGUAAAAUCAAUGACCAAUAGGAAAUACAAAUUAUCAAAAAUAUUAAAGCACAUUACUAGAAAUAAGAAUAUGGGAGUUAAUUUAGCUAGAAAUCUAUUUCCCAAGGAUCGGAAGAAAAAGAAUAAGACAAGGGUCUCGAGUACCAUUUCUGUUAACGAUGCAAACGGAGACAAUUUAAAACCUCCACAAGUUGCAUGGGCAGAGUAACAUCUAUGUGUAUUCGACUGCAUAAUUAUUUUUUUGAAAUAAAGUAUU